Messenger RNA from Cavenderia fasciculata, 2091 nucleotides. Its product is annotated as WD40 repeat-containing protein. Bases 1 to 2091 code for a protein of 696 amino acids. Gene Ontology annotation, cellular component: mRNA cleavage and polyadenylation specificity factor complex. The record is from RefSeq and is a predicted model, not a curated record. NCBI's taxonomy places the organism in Eukaryota, Evosea, Eumycetozoa, Acytosteliales, Cavenderiaceae. Gene Ontology annotation, molecular function: protein binding. The transcript has 3 exons.
AUGUCUUAUCAUAAUGAAGGUGGUGGUGGAGGAGAAAGAAUGGAAAGAGGAGGAGGAGGAGGAGGAGAAAGAGGUAGAGGAGGAUAUCAUAGAGGUGGAGGAGGUGAAAGAGGAGGUGGAGGUGGAGGAGGAGAUAGAGGAGGUCAUCAUAAAUACUAUCAUAACAAUUAUCAAGCAUCAAAAGUAGUUUAUGAUGGUAAACGUAUGAGAAAGGCUGUUGUUAGAAAGACUGUAGACUUUAACUCUACUCUUAUCAAAUAUAAUCUUUCAAGAAUCUAUCAAAGAGAUCAAAGAGAUUUUAAUGCCGUUGAACCUGAUCCACUUUAUAUUAAAGAAAUUCUACCACCAAUAGCAUUAAUUGAUAAUCCUAUAACAAGUUUAUGUACAAGAUUUAUUCAUACUUCAGCAAAUAAAGUUAGAUAUCCAAUUAAUUGUGUUAGUUGGACACCAGAAGGUAGAAGAUUAGUAACAGGAUCAUCAAGUGGAGAAUUUACAUUGUGGAAUGGUUUGACAUUCAACUUUGAAACUAUUUUACAAGCACAUGACAAGGCUGUACGUGCAAUUACAUGGUCACAUAAUGAAAAUUGGAUGGUAUCGGGUGAUGAUGGAGGUUCGAUUAAAUAUUGGCAAUCAAAUAUGAACAAUGUAAAGGUGUUUACUGCACACAAGGAAUCGGUAAGAGAUAUUGCCUUUUCACCGACCGAUUUAAAGUUUGCCUCUUGUUCAGACGAUGGUACACUCAAGAUUUGGGACUUUGCACGUUGUAAAGAGGAAAAGUCAUUGUUGGGUCAUGGUUGGGAUAUCAAGUGUGUCGAUUGGCAUCCAACCAAAUCUAUAUUGGUGUCUGGUUCAAAGGAUACACUGAUCAAGGUGUGGGAUGUAAGAAGUGGUGAAAAUAUAUCGACCUUGCACGGUCACAAAAAUACAAUUGCACAGCUAGAGUGGAACAAGAAUGGAAAUUGGUUAGUCUCUGCGUCGAGGGAUCAGCUUUUACGUCUCUAUGACAUUAGAACAAUGAGCGAAUUGCAGUCGUUCAAGGGUCAUGGAAAAGAGGUUACAUCGGUGUCGUGGCAUCCAUUCCACGAGGAAUUGUUUGUUAGCGGUGGUAAUGACGGUUCGAUCCUUUAUUGGAUGGUGGGUCGUGAUACGCCUCAAGGAGAAAUUUACGGUGCUCACGAUGCUAGUGUUUGGUCGCUCUCUUGGCAUCCAAUAGGUCACAUCUUGGCAAGUGGCUCAAAUGACUAUACCACAAAGUUUUGGUGUCGUAAUCGUCCUGGUGAUACAAUGAAGGAUAAAUACAAUAAUCCCAACGCCUCUCAUGAUAUUGAAAAUGAAGAGGAUCUCGAACCAAAGGAUAUCGGUGGGGCUGCCGGUGCAGGUGGUGCUGGUGGUCUUCCCGGUCUUUCUCUUCCUGGUUUAUCUUCAAAUUAUGUUUUCGAUGAUGGUAGUAGUAGUAGUGGUAUGAGUACAAGUACUAUUACAGGUAGUUUGCCUCAACAACCUUCGCCACCUCUAAUGUCUUUUAACAAUAACAAACAAGAAAGAAAUCAGCAACAAGAUAGACCACCUUAUCAAAGACAAGAUAGACAAGAUAGACAAGAGAGACAAGGUCAAUUUAAUCAAGAUAGACAAGAGAGACAAGAUAGAAAUCAAGAGAGAAAUCAAGAGAGACAUCAAGAAAGAAAUCAUCAAGAGAGAAAUCAGGGACAACAGGAAAGAGGUGGGUUUAACCAAGGGCAACAAUUUAGACAACAUGGAAAUCAACAAGAUCGUGGUGGUUAUAAUCAACAACAUCAACAACAUCAACAACAAUUUAACCAAGGAAAUCAACAACAACAAGUUCAAGGUUAUAAUCAACAACAACAACAACCACCACAACAAUUUAAUCAACAUCAAUUUGAUCCAAGAUUUAAUCAAGGUCAACCACCACAACAACAACCACAAUCUCAACCUCCUCAAGGAUAUAACCAACAACAAUUUGAUCCAAGAUUUAAUCAAGGUCAACCACCUCAACAACAACAACAACCUCAACAAGGAGUCCCUUCUCAUAUUAUUCAACCACCUACUUUUAAACAACAGCCAAGGAGAUAA